Molecule: messenger RNA, 6124 nt
Organism: Prinia subflava (tawny-flanked prinia)
Lineage: Eukaryota; Metazoa; Chordata; Aves; Passeriformes; Cisticolidae
Gene: NABP1
Product: nucleic acid binding protein 1
Exons: 6
Coding region: 1023-2042 (339 amino acids)
Biological process (GO): double-strand break repair via homologous recombination; mitotic cell cycle checkpoint signaling; response to ionizing radiation
Cellular component (GO): SOSS complex
Molecular function (GO): DNA binding
Source: RefSeq, a predicted model, not a curated record
CAUGUGGCAGAACAUGUGGCCAGGCAUUUCACAACUGCUGUCAUCUAUGGACUUCUGUUCACACGACUCAAAAGGGAAAGCCCAGCUAGGUAGGUUUGGCUCUGACAAGGAGCAGCAGUGCACACACACUGCUCUGCUACCCUUCCUAACGGGGAGAGCUGCAUUACAGGACCACCUGCACGUCUUUGGGCUGGUCUGUGGCAUGGAGCUAUUUCCUCGGGACCCGCCAGCCAAGGAUGCCUCAAGGCUUGUGGGGGCUUCUCCAGCAGCUCGAUGGCCUCCUGCUUGGAGAAGCUGCCCUUUCCUCCCAUUUUACACCCUGCCCAUCGCCGAGCACAAGGGAGUAACAUCUCCUUAAUAAGCUGCUGGCAGAAUUGCGAUGCUUUGAGAACCUUUUUAGUGCCUAUCAGGAUUUAGGAUCACAUUUUAAGCACAGGAAGGUUCAAAGCAGGCUAUUGCACAACCCCCGGCUUUCCCUACACGCCACGGGCAUUGGGUCCCAGGAGCAGAAAGGUGGUGAAGCCGUGCCAAGCCCCGACAUGCCCACAGCCCUGACAACGGCUUUUUUUGCUUGGUGGAGACGGACAUCAAAUCUCUCCCUGAAGGGAAAAAAAAAAAUCCACAAACUAAUUCACAUGUCUUUAUCUUUUUUUUUUUUUUUGUUCCUCUCCCAGUGAAGGAGGCCGGAACUGCCGGGAAAUCGCCCUCCGGGAAAGCUGUGACAACGCUCCUCUCAGUGUUACGGCCGGGGCUUAAAAUGGCGCGGAAGGGCAGCAAACCGCUCCCUUACUCCGCCGUGCCGCACCAGCCGCUCUCGGGGUGCCGCGGGGCUGUUGCCCGAAGGGAGAUCAGUCGGUGGGCGGUGAGGGGAGGCAGAAGGGAUGAGGGGAGGCAGAAGGGAUGAGGGGAGGCAGAAAGGGUGAGGGAAGCAGGGCGAACGCACGAAGGACACCCCAACUCAGCAACCCCGACUCAGCAGUGGCAGCGCCCCUAGAAGAAGAUGGCGGCGGCGGCGCUGACCAAUGAGCGCGCGGCGCCGGCUCGCGCCCGCCCGUUACCCAGUCCCGGCGCUCCGCGUGCCCCGGACGGUUCCAUUCGCCGCAAUCGCCCCCUCCCGGCGGUCGGGUUGGUGGCGCCCGGCCGGUAUAAAGUGGAGCGCGGCGCACGUGUGCUCCUCAGUGCCGGCGGGAGAGGGAGGCGGGGUGGAUUCUGUGCUGGUGGUGUCGGUGUGGAGAGGGAGCGGUGGGGGUCGGGCGUGCCGCACAGUCACCGCACAGCCCCUCGGUGCUCGUGUCCCCGUCCCCUGUGAGGGUCGCCGGUGCCCCCCUGCCCGGCCCCGCGCUGCUUCUGCUCCCCCGCGGGAUGCGGGCUCGGCCCGCCCCGCUAGCCCUCACUCCCGCGCCGGCCGCAGCAUGAGCGCGGCGAGCGACACGUAUUUCCUUAUAAAAGACAUAAAACCCGGACUGAAAAACUUAAAUGUCAUCUUUAUUGUGCUGGAGAUCGGGCGAGUCACCAAGACGAAGGACGGGCACGAGGUGAGGUCCUGCAAGGUGGCGGACAAGACGGGCAGCAUCACCAUCUGCGUGUGGGACGAGAUCGGCGGCCUUAUCCAGCCGGGGGACAUCAUCCGCCUGACCAAAGGGUACGCAUCUCUGUGGAAAGGAUGCCUGACACUUUACACAGGACGAGGAGGGGAGCUGCAUAAAAUUGGGGAGUUCUGCAUGGUGUACUCAGAAGUGCCAAACUACAGUGAACCCAACUCAGAACACGUUGGGCAGAACAAACUGGCACAGAGUGAACAGAAUAAUAUUUCUGCAUCAAGUGGUAUGGGUACUUGUAAUUUUGGGCCACUGGGAAAUGGUUUACAAGCUGGACCUGAAGCAAGUGGAUUUCCAUUCACGUAUAACCACGGCCACAUUUAUGCAGGUAGUGGGAGAGGCAAUGGACGAGGACCUGUAAAUCCAGCACCAGCUAAUACUGUUCAGCCUCUUCCCCCUGCUGUCAGUAAUGGGAGGGACCCACGCAGGGCCUUUAAAAGAUGACUAUGCCAAAUGUGGUUGUACAGCUUGCUUAAACUCUACACUCUACUUGAACACUUACUGCACUUUUAUUUAUAGUUAACUGUGAACCAGUUUGUCCUUUGGUUGUUUUUUUUACCUUUUGGUGUAUGGAGCAAACUUGAUGUGAUCUAUUUCUUGUUUUACAUCAGGGAAGCACAGUGAGUCUUCCCUGUACGUAAAGGGGGUAGGGGGAGAAGGUGGAUACAAGGAAGUAAGGGUCACAGGUGAAGUGUCUCAAUUAAAACUCGGUGCCCUUGCUAAACAGAAGAAAAUUUCAGUUACAUACCUGUAUUUCUGUUUCUUUUGGUCAGCCAUGUAGCCUUAAUAGGUCUAUUCUGUCCUGUGCACGCAUGUGUUGACUUCUGUUAGGGAUAAUGGGAGCUCUUCUUAUUGGAAGAGAAAUGAAGGGGAAGAGCAAAAAUGCUCUGGUGAGCUAGGUGUCCUGGGAAUGAAUAUGGCUUGUGAAAGCAAUAAGUGUAAGGAAAUGGUGGUGCCAGACCUAGUGGUGUCUCUGGAAUCAGAGAAUGGAUAGCUCGGGUCAAAGCUGAAGGUGUGGUGUCUUGAAGCUUGAUUCUGAUUCCAAAAAGGUGUACACUACUUGAAAAAUUCUCUCUAAACACCAUUAUCACUGUCAAGGAAAGUGACACUGAUUUUUGCUUUGGAUAGAAGCUUGGAUAUUUGUUCUUGCUUUGCAUGAGAUAGCAGAACAGGAGGAUCUAAAUUCAGACAGUGUUGGAGAAUAUGCUUUUUGUAGCCUUUCCUUGCGUAAAAGCCCAAGGUUACUUUGCAGGAGCCUGAAUUUCCAGAGCGGACUGUUCUCAAAUGCUGCAUUACCCAUCUCUUCAAUGAGUCUGCCUACUCCUCCUCCUUCUUUCAUUCACUUUUCCAAAUAAAUUAUGUAUUAGGUGAAGCUGUAUAUGUGGAUUGCAGAGGUACUGGCCAAGCACACAGCUGCACUUCUGAUGCUGUUAAGGGGGCAAAUAGCUGGUUUUAUUUCUGAGAUUACAAAUGCCUUGACUCUAGAUGAGAGUCCAGUGCCAUAUUUCAGAUCAGGUUCAAAAACAGCUUGGAAACUGAGGUGUCAUACUGGAUUCAUCUGUUUAACUCUUCUUAACUGACCUCUCAAAUAAAACAGAAUUGCACUAACCACAUCAAAAACAAAUCUAACUUUCUUUUGUCAAGCCAUAAAGACUUCAUGACAAAAGGUUGUUUCUGAAUUGUGAGUUGUCUCUGUGGUUAUUCAUGUUAUUUGAAUCUACUGCUGUGUUACUAAUGUUUACAAGUUGUUUACAUUUGAUUCUUUUCGUUUUGGUACUCUAUGCUGAUCUGUUGAAAAUUGCUUCUAAUCGGUGCAAGUUCCCUGCUUGGUGUGGAAUACUGAACUUCUUUUGAAAUGCGAGCAUCAGCUACAACAAAGUGCUGAAGGGAGGCUGAGAGAGCCCUGUGUGCCCAGACACCUGGGGGCUGUUUGUCUCUGCUCUGGUAAAGUGCUUCCCUGGUACUUCCAGGUGGAACCAGAGAAACUUGUUUCGGACACAACAGGGUGGCAUGCCUCAGAAGAUCCCCUCUGGGUGCUGCUGUGGAAGAGCACUGCUCCUUGGUGAAGCAGAAAGCAGGCAUUUCUGGGGGAAUGGUGUAAGGAGGUGACAUGUAACUCAGGGACUUCAAAUUGCUCACUAGUUUAAAUAAAUGUGAUGUAUAGUCCAGAUGCGUGGACAACCUCUUCUUCAGUGUUGCUCUAAGACAGUUGAUGUGCUUGUGAGAAGGAAGCCAAGAGGACUUCUAAACCCAGGAAAUGUCUUUGACGUGUUCCAGAGGUACAUAAGAUGUAAGUACAGUGUGAGAGCCAUGCUGCCCACUAGUAGGUGUAAGGUUUGCAAGUGAACAGUGCAGGUGGUGGUGGAGACUUGGUAUUCAUUGGAGUGUCUCCAGUGUGGAUCUCAAGUCCUGGUGUUCCUAACUUCUCUAUGGCAUAAAAAAGUUAAAAUCCAGGGCAACCCUGUGUUAGUGUGUGCUGAGGUGCGUGAUGUUUGUGGCUCUAUGCAUCUGAGCUUUUAUUAAGCUGAUAAACAGAGUACUUGUUCACAAAUUCCAAGUAAAAAGUGAUAUGAUUAAUGCUAAGUGGCAUAAGAUUAAAACCUUGCAGUCAAGUGGAUGAUUGAUGUGCAGUCGGGAGGAAAAACGCAAGAGAUGGUCUUCAUGUUCUCAAGGUUAGUAGCAUUCCUGCUUUCCUGUUUCUUACAUGAAACUAUUGCAGUUUAUUAAUAAAUUUUUACUUCUUUGCAGGGGAAAUCUGUGCCCUGAAAUGGACAUGGACUUAAAUAUAAUUUUUCAAGGUCCUCUGAUAUUCCACUGAGCCUGUGACAAAGUUGUUUCCCUCAGAGGUAUCAGUGUCAAGAUAGUGAGAUCUCAGCUUGCAGAGGAAUGUGGGAGCCUGCCUUGCAGCUGUUGGGAUCAUACCACCUCGGUUCACAGACAGACACACAUCUCUAUGCAAACAGGCAGUUGUGAAUUACUGUGACACAACUAAGGCAGUUCAUCAGUGGUUAGGUCAUGGAGUCUCUUUACAGAUGUCUUCCUAUUAAUGGUUAGGCUGCACUUAGGGUCCUCUCUGGAUAAUACAGAUUUCCAAAGGAAAAGAAGCACUGGAAAGUGUUCAUGUGCCCAGACCCAAACUGCACGGUGCUGAAGUGCUGCUGAGUAGUCACCAUACACUUUAAUCACAAGAUGCUCUGUUCUCAUCACCUGACAACAGCUCCCCCUCUCCUACCUGCCCCAGCCCAAGGACUGAUGGCAGAGUGGCAGUGGAAAGAGUUCUGCUGCCAUCUGUGUUUCUGUCCAUACUCAGCAUGAGUCACCUUGAUUUAAAAGUGGCAAAGCAGUCCCAUACUGUGAAAUACGGUCACAACUUCGGUUACGGGGGAAAGCCAUAAACACCCCAUGUGCACAGUGAAAAUGGGAAGGUGCUCUAAGAACAAAUACAAAUGCUGGACCAAAAUGCAGGACCUGAAAUGUAAUCUGCCUUCACAACUUAUUUAAUUAGUUUUGGUGUAACUUGAAACUGGCAGGUUGCAGUCCUGUGCUCCAAAUCAUGCUGCUCUUUAGCAUCACAAAUCCCAGGAAAGGUAUCUGCAGUGAAUGCUGCUUCUGUAACGCUGUGAUGGGUGGUAGAAAACACCUUUUCUACCUCAGUGCAGUGUCUGCACAGAUGACCCCCUUAGCAACAUUGCAGGGCUGUCCACCACGUUCUCUGGACAGGGGAGUGUUCAGGAGACAGGUGCUGUUCCCUGGAAACCCUUACAUUUUUCAGGGACAUUGAACCUUAUGUUUUGAAAGGACCUGGCUGCUGUGGCCAUCUUCUGCAGCUCAUGUACAUGCUCCUAAAGGCUGGGAUCUUUUCCUUGCUAUAAGGCAGUUUUCUUCAGAAGCUCCUGAAGUGCUUUUAUAGGACUAGGGAUUAGUAAAAGCAAUGGGGCUUGCAGUGUUUCUGGGGAAGUCUCCCGGGUUCCUUCAUGGCCCAUGUGUUUUCACCUGCCAGGUUGUUCCCUUGGUUCUCAAAUGUUUGUAGAUUUGCCUGGUCAAACAUGCUCUUUGUCCCUAACCCCUGAGUCAAGUGGGUAUUUGCACUGUGAAGCAUCCAGCAGUGCUUUCCCACGGGAUCCCGGGAGUGCCUUGCUGUCUUCCUGCAGCCCUUGCUGGCGGCUGGCUCAGGAGCUGCACUCAGUUAAUUUGGGGAAUUGCCUCUCAGCCGAGCACCUGUGCAUGCUCCUGAGGAGGCUGCAGGGCUGUCACUGCCUGUUCCGGACCUGAUGAGCUCUGCUAAUGAUCGCAGUGGAGCUCCCACUGGCUGUAUCCCAGCCAAGUGCUCCCCUGACUGCAGGGUGAACCUGGCCCUCCCUGCUGAGGAGCAGAGGGGCCACAGGAGUCCCAAGAAUUCAUUAAGAGAUGCUCUUUCUGUCUUCAGCCCUCAUUAUCUUACUGAGUCCUUUAUUGUUUGCAGAGAAGGUGAAAUUGUUAUGGCUCUUUAUGGGGAUGUUGCUUUUUAAUUUAUUCUCUGACAGACA